Molecule: messenger RNA, 1545 nt
Organism: Daldinia childiae
Lineage: Eukaryota; Fungi; Ascomycota; Sordariomycetes; Xylariales; Hypoxylaceae
Product: Sporulation-specific protein 5
Exons: 7
Coding region: 1-1545 (514 amino acids)
Cellular component (GO): cytosol; nucleus; ribonucleoprotein complex
Molecular function (GO): poly(A) binding; poly(U) RNA binding; mRNA 3'-UTR binding
Source: RefSeq, a predicted model, not a curated record
AUGCAUCACGACAACGGUGCACCCGUUCGCGUCAACACCCCCGAGGAACCGACCUCUGGUAUUCACCAGGCUGCCCAGGCUACUGGCUCUCACGACUGUGCCAACAUGAACGGUUCUCAGAGCCACACAGUUGUUGAUGCCAACAUGAACGCUAUUCUUCACCAGUUCGGCGGCCUUGGCAUUAAUGGCCUUCCCCCUAUUCCGGGAAUGAUCCCCAUGGCGACCCCUGACGGCCGCAUUGUGCACGUUGCUGCUAACUAUCCGACUCAUACUGUCUCGGCUCCCGGAGUCCAGGCAUCUGGCAUUCCUACCUUUGGUUAUCCAUCCACUCAACCUGAGGCUUAUCCGGGCCCUUAUGGCGGUCCUUACUAUGCUCAUGGAGGUUUUCAGCAUCACCCUAUGCUUGCCCUUUCGCCUUACACUCCGGCGCGCACUAGCAGCGCACGAGAGCACACUGACACCAGUUCUCGAGAUGUUCCGGGCCUGGAUAUUCGCCGUUCGUCUUAUUCGACUAAUGAAUCUACCCCGGCUACACCUUUCCUUGGAAGCAUGACGUCUCGAGACCAGGGUGCUCGUGUGACGGUAUUCGACCGAUCCACCUAUACAACUCCCUCGCCCCACCAGAUCGUGGCUGCCGAAGCUCCUCAGGAGCCAAAGUCUCCUCUACUUGACCGCAACCCUAAGAUCCCGUUCGCUGUUCCGGCUGUCUUUACCCCUCCUGAGAACAUGAAGACGCUUGAACAGAGCCUUGUUAACCCUAUUCCGGGCAACAGAAACGUGUACAUCCGCGGCCUUCAUCCCACUACGGACGAUGCUCUUCUGCUGAAGUAUGCAGAGCGUUUUGGUCCUGUAGAGACUUCCAAGGCCAUCAUUGAUUCGAACACUGGUGCUUGUAAGGGAUUUGGCUUUGCCAAGUUUGUCGAAGUUCGUCAUUCCGAGAACUGCAUCCGCGGGUUCUAUCGUCGAGGUUACGAAGUCGGUUUUGCAAGGGAGUCGUUCAACUCGCGACUACGAGCUGAGGGUGAUGAGAGCUCAACCAACCUUUAUCUUUCUAACCUUCCAAAGAACUACACUGAGACUGAAAUCAAUCUCAUUUUUGAAGGGUACACCAUCUUGUCCAGCAAGGUCCUUCGAGACAGUUUGGGCAACAGCCGUGGUGUUGGGUUUGCACGCUUCGAGUCACGCGAUAUCUGCGACGAGAUCAUCAACGAGUUCACUGGUAAACUCAUUAGUCGUGAACGUCUUCCACUGCAGAUCCGCUAUGCGGACACACCCGCCCAGAAGGAGCUCAAGCGGGUGACUGCUAAGCGCCGCCAGUACCGCACCAACGAAUACAACGUCAGUGCCUAUGGUACGACCCUUGUGGGCAUGAGCCCUGCUCGCGUUCUCUAUCGAAACGGUCCUUAUGUUUCUGAUGGUACUCCCCAGGACAGUUCGGGUGGUUUUGGACCUGGACCCGGUGAUGGUGUCGAGAUCCGCGUCGAAUCCCCAUUAGUCGCGCAUGGCAGCAGCCAAUCAUCUCCGGUUAAACAGGAGAAGGAGUAA